ACCACCACCAGUGCCGGGGCGCACGGAGCGCUGGAGGCGGUGUGUGUUGCUCUUUAUUGUUCCAGUAGAAAGCUCAGUGCGCGGCUUCCCACAUUUGUCUGAAUGGCUGCCGCGGACAAACCACGUCCCACCUGAGAGGGAGCGGUUCAGCUGCGAGCAAGAGGACCACCGCGUUCAAAACUUACAGCGUGGAUUUUACCAUCUGCGUUGGACAUAAAAAGCUCUCACGGACGCACAUUCAGUGGAUCCUGGAGGAAGAGGGGGGACGUGAACAGAGGUCCCUGCAGCUCGAUAGCCUGUUACUGUAAGGUCUGUCAUCAUGGUCGAACCAGCCGACAGGUCGUCCACAGCCGGGCAGAGGCUGGGCGCUCCUGAAAGCUUUGGGGUGUCCACCCUAGAGCCAGGUCUGCGCCCUCCUGCCCAGCCUCCAGGACGCCAAGUCUCCAUAAGGGUGCAGAUGCUUGAUGACACACAGGAAGUCUUCCAGAUAUCGCAACGUUCACCGGGCAAAGUGCUGUUUGACCUGGUUUGUGCCCAUCUCAACCUGGUUGAGGGAGACUAUUUUGGACUAGAGUACCAGGACCAGCGGAAGAUGACAGUGUGGCUGGAUCUUUUGAAGCCGACACUGAAGCAGAUCAGACGACCUAAAAACACCAUCCUUCGUUUUGUGGUGAAGUUCUUCCCUCCUGACCACACGCAGCUCAUGGAGGAGCUGACUCGGUAUCUGUUUGCUCUACAGAUUAAACGCGACCUGGCCUGUGGUCGUCUUAUCUGCAACGACACGAGCGCCGCUCUCAUGGUCUCCCACAUUAUUCAGUCUGAGAUCGGAGACUUCGAUGAGACCCAGAGCUGGCAGCACCUCCUUCACAAUAAGUAUCUGCCCGACCAGGACGCCAUUAGAGAUGAGAUCAUAGACUGCCACCGUGAGCAUGUCGGGCAGACGCCGGCAGAGUCGGACUAUCAGCUGCUUGAAAUCGCACGGCGGUUAGAGAUGUACGGUGUUCGCUUACACCCGGCGAAGGACCGCGAGGGUACUAAACUCAGCCUGGCUGUGGCAAACAGUGGGGUGCUGGUUUUCCAGGGGAACACAAAAAUUAACUCUUUCAACUGGUCCAAGAUCCGUAAACUCAGCUUCAAACGUAAAAGGUUCCUAAUCAAGCUUAGAGCCGACCCCACUCAGAAUGCCCACCAUGACACGCUGGAGUUUGCCAUGGCCAGCAGGGACUGCUGUAAGGUUUUCUGGAAGAUCUGUGUCGAGUACCAUGCCUUCUUCAGACUCUUUGAGGAGCCCAAACCAAAACCCAAGCCCAUCCUCUUCACCCGAGGAUCCUCAUUCCGGUUCAGUGGUCGAACCCAGAAGCAAAUCAUUGAUUAUGUUAAAGACUCCGAGCCCAAGAAAGUUCCAUUUGAAAGGAAGCACAGUAAGAUGCUGUCCAACAGCAGCAUGUCCCCUCAAUCUGCCUCCACAAGAUCACACGUGCCAAAAGAGAGUGCCACGUCAAUCCCGUUAGCAGACCAGCCUGACUCAGACAGAUUGAGCCAUCUGGCUGUACCUAAUGGUUCGGAGGAGCCACAGGCGGUCACGCCGCCCACCAACGGUCUUCACGGCCUGACGGCAGCGCCUGGCUCAGACCCGACUCAGCCCCGACAGAACCACCACGUCGCGGGAUCAGUACUGGACCAGCAGCUCCUCAACCCAGGUCCAUCCUGCAGGGCAAACAAAGGAAGUCCAGGUUCAGAGAACUCUCCGCUGGGAGGUCCUCACGUAGCAGUUAAUGGGAACGGCUCUGUGAAUGGGCAGAGAAUGGGAAGCACUGGGGUCCUGGGUGCUGAACAGAGUCCUGAAGUCCAGCCGUUAUCCCCACUUACUAGCCCGCUCCUUACCGAAGCGGGAUAUGUUCGCAAUGAUGAGGAAGACGAGGCGAGGAGGAAGAAGUUUCCCACAGACAAGGCUUACUUUAUAGCCAAGGAACUAUUGACCACAGAGCGGACCUACCUCAAAGACCUGCAGGUUAUCACAGAGUCCUUCCAGAGCGCCGUGGGGAAAGACGAGGCUUUCCCAGACUCGGUUAGGAGCCUGAUCUCUGCCAACUACGAUCCGGUGUACAAGUUUCAUCAGGGAUUCCUCAAAGAGACAGAGCAGCGGUUGGCGCAGUGGGAGGGCCGAUCUAACGCCCACAUUAAAGGAGACUAUCAGCGAAUUGGUGACGUUUUACUCAAGAACAUUCAGGGUCUCAGGCAGUUGACGAUUCAUCUCCAGAAACAUUCAGAGUGCCUGGUGGAACUGGAGCGGGCCUGUCGGUCCAGCCGGAAGGUGGAGACUUUAUGUCGAGACUUCGAGCAGCAACGGGUUUGCUACCUGCCCCUCAACAUCUUCCUCCUCAGGCCUCUUCACCGCCUGCUGCACUACAAACUUAUCCUGGAGAGGCUCUGCAAGCACUACCCGCCCACACAUGAUGACUUCAGGGACUGUAGAGCUGCCCUGGCGGACAUCUCGGAGAUGGUGCUGCAGCUUCAGGGAAUCAUGAUGAAGAUGGAGAACUUCCAGAAGCUUAUAGAACUGAAGAAGGACCUGACCGGCGUCGAAGACCUCAUGAGCCCCGGAAGGGAGUUCAUCAGGCUCGGUUGCCUCAGCAAACUCUCUGGAAAGGGCCUUCAGCAGAGGAUGUUCUUCCUGUUUAGUGAUUGUUUGGUGUACACCAGUCGAGGCAUGACCCCAUCCAACCAGUUUAAGGUUCAUGGCCAGCUGCCUCUCUAUGGCAUGACGAUCAGAGAAAGCGAGGAGGAGUGGGGAGUCCCUCAUUCGUUCACUUUGUUCGGGCAGCGGCAGUCUGUGGUGGUGGCAGCCAGCUGUGCGUCAGAGAUGGAGCGCUGGGUGGAGGACAUCAGGAUGGCCAUCGACCUGGCAGAGCAGAGUAGCGGCUUAAACAAUGACCUGCUCUCUACCAGCCUCUCUGACAACAAGCUCUCAGAGGACGGAGGAGGCGAGCAGGAGUCUGAGGACGAGCUCGGCGGCUCGCGCUCAUCCCUGGAGCGCCAGGGUCAUCGCGGUAACACCACCGUGCAUGUCUGCUGGCAUCGCAACACCAGCGUCUCCAUGGUGGACUUUAGCAUAGCUGUGGAGAACCAGCUCUCAGGUAACCUGCUAAGGAAGUUUAAGAACAGCAACGGCUGGCAGAAACUCUGGGUGGUUUUCACCAACUUCAGUCUGUUUUUCUACAAGUCACACCAGGAUGACUACCCUCUGGCGAGCCUCCCUCUGCUGGGCUACUCUGUCACCGUCCCAUCGGAGUCAGAAAACAUCCACAAGGAUUACGUCUUCAAACUCCACUUCAAGUCUCACGUCUACUACUUCAGAUCAGAGAGCGAGUACACCUUUGAGAGGUGGAUGGAGGUCAUCCGGAGCGCAACCUGCUCUACCAGCCGAUCACUGCCGAGCACCAGGAAAGACCUUUACUGAGGAUUCCUCCACCUCCACCUCAUACUCUCUUGAGUGAAGAUCUCGACUGCACAAACACCAGGAAAGACUCUUCCAGCUGCACACGCAGACACUAAUUAUUACCUCUGACUCCUUACACAGACUCCACUCAGAGGUCUUCUCUCUUCACCUUAUUAUUAACACACUUUCCACACCAUUAGUGUCUGAUUAGCAAAAACUAUCUGCAGUCAUCCACGAUGUAAUUCUAUGUGUAAUUUUUCCAUUUGUCCUUGUCAACCUGGCAGCACCACAUUGUGUUAUUUUUUUCUUCCACCAAAGCGAGAGAAAAGGCAAACCCGAGCACGGGCGAAGGAUCUGAAUCACUUUGGCCUCACUCUCUCCGUGCGCUCCUCUGGUUCACUGAUUUUUGGCUGGUGCUUUAUAAUAUUUUAUAUUUCUGAAAAUGGAUGAAAAGUGUCUUAAGAUCUGAAAUAAACUUUAUGUAGAAAGCUGUGUGCAUGUUGACACAAGAAUUGUGUUUUUAAUUGUAUGACAAUCUGUCUGUAUGUAAUUUGAUGACUUAAAUGUAAUGUAAGGUUGGACACAAUAAGAAAUCCUGCAAUGUUUUUUUUUUUAUUAAGUCA
Molecule: messenger RNA, 4062 nt
Organism: Oreochromis niloticus (Nile tilapia)
Lineage: Eukaryota; Metazoa; Chordata; Actinopteri; Cichliformes; Cichlidae
Product: FERM, ARHGEF and pleckstrin domain-containing protein 1
Exons: 28
Coding region: 320-3460 (1046 amino acids)
Cellular component (GO): cytoskeleton
Molecular function (GO): cytoskeletal protein binding; guanyl-nucleotide exchange factor activity
Source: RefSeq, a predicted model, not a curated record